CACAACAUCGGGGAGUCCCUCCUUGUCCCUGUUCCCGUGAAUGACAGUGACGAGUAUCCCCGCAGAGAUCUUAUGGGGGAUAGAUUUUGCCCCCGUCCUCAUUCCCCACCAAAAUAUCUAAAUAUACACUUCCACUUCGACUUUGAGCAACAACAACAACAGUGGCAUAGUAGCAACUGUGGCGGAGUAGUGGUGGAGCAAUGGCACAAUAGUGGCGGAGCAACGGCACAACAGUGGCGGAGCAACAGCCGUGGCGCAGCAACAGUCUCAGACGGAUUUGGUUUGGCAGCCAUGGUGCAGUAGUAGUGGCGUAGCAACAAUCUCAAAUGGAUUUGGUUUGGCAGCAACAAUCCAAACUCUAGUUCAAGGCAUAAGGGUGAGAUGUGAAAUAGAGAAGGGUAGAAGGGCGGCAAUGAAGGGAUUGAGGGAUU
Messenger RNA from Rubroshorea leprosula, 431 nucleotides. The record is from the annotation of a GenBank genome assembly. Lineage: Eukaryota; Viridiplantae; Streptophyta; Magnoliopsida; Malvales; Dipterocarpaceae.